AUGACAGAGUACAGUUGUACACCACGAGCGCGCCGCGGCACGACCACUUACCCCGACCGGCUGUUUUCCCGGCAGUUCCAGAGCCGUAUUUGUGCUGCCCACGCCCAACUCCCCACGUGCGGACAGGACAGACCGAUGGCAUACGAGCAUCCAAACCAGCAAUAUAACCACCAUGACCCCUUUGCAAACCAGCAAAGCACCUCCGGACCCCCUUAUGUCACGGACUCUGUCUAUCCCCCUUCUUCGGCACACACACUGCCCACAUAUGCCCACGCACACACCCACACCCACACCCAUCCCCAGUACUCGACCACCCACUAUGACUAUCCGGCCCACUCUCCCUCUGCGCCACACCCAUACGCACUCCCUACCACACACCCGGCACCGUACUACGACACCCCCCACCAGUACCAGCAACACCACACCCUCUAA
This is a messenger RNA of Rhizoctonia solani, 432 nucleotides long. RefSeq lists its product as uncharacterized. Bases 1 to 432 code for a protein of 143 amino acids. The transcript has a single exon. NCBI's taxonomy places the organism in Eukaryota, Fungi, Basidiomycota, Agaricomycetes, Cantharellales, Ceratobasidiaceae. The record is from RefSeq and is a predicted model, not a curated record.